AUGAGAGACGCGAUGGACAUGGAGGACAAAGCGCCACAUUCGAAAGAGAGGGAGCAGGAGGAGAAGGACUCGAGACAGCCAAAAUGUCCUGAAAUGAUUGUGCUACCGACAAACGCCCGAAAGUUUAAAGUGCAGGUUGUCGAACAGUCGGCAGUUGAGCUUGGCAAAGCAAUGGCGCCCCCUAGUGUGUCACGCAAAAGCGGCCUGGAUGCGUACCUACGGCCAACUGCAAGCCCCGCUGGUGUCCCAUCUGCGAAAGCAGUAGUUCUGCGCCGCAUCACGGGCGCUGCCUUAAACGGCUGA
Peronospora matthiolae is the source of this 303-nucleotide messenger RNA. The record is from the annotation of a GenBank genome assembly. NCBI's taxonomy places the organism in Eukaryota, Oomycota, Peronosporomycetes, Peronosporales, Peronosporaceae.